AUGGAACUAGAGAAUGAUACACAAAUUUCAGAAUUUCUUCUUCUGGGAUUUACUGAGGAACCAGAAUUGCAGCCCUUCCUCUUUGGGCUGUUCCUGUCCAUGUACCUGGUCACCAUAUUUGGGAAUCUGCUCAUCAUCCUGGCCGUCAGCUCUGACUCCCAGCUCCACACCCCCAUGUACUUCUUCCUGGCCAACCUGUCCUUUGCAGACAUCUGUUUCACAUCCACCACCAUCCCCAAGAUGCUGGUGAACAUCCAGACACAGAGAAAAGUCAUAACUUACAACAGCUGCAUCAUGCAGAUAUACUUUUUCACACUUUUUAUAGGUUUGGACAACUUCCUCCUGACUGUGAUGGCUUAUGACCGCUUUGUAGCCAUCUGUCACCCCCUGCACUACACGGUCAUCAUGAACUCCCGGUUCUGUAGACUGCUGGUUCUCAUGUCCUGGAUCCUGAGUGCCCUGCAUUCCUUGUUAGAAAACUUAAUGGUGUUGCGGCUGUCCUUCUGUACAGUCUUGGAAAUCCCCCACUUUUUCUGUGAACUCAAUCAGAUAAUACAACUUGCCUGUUCUGACACCUUUCUUAAUGACGUGGUGAUGUAUUUUGCAACUGUGCUGCUUGUUGGUUCUCCCCUGGCUGGGAUCCUUUACUCUUAUUUUAAGAUAGUUUCCACCAUACGUGGGAUCUCAUCAGCUGAAGGGAAGUACAAAGCAUUUUCCACCUGUGUAUCUCACCUCUCCAUUGUCUCCUUAUUUUAUUGUACAGGCCUAGUAGUGUACCUUAGCUCUGCUGCUACCCAGAGUUCCCACUCAAGUGCAGUGGCCUCAGUGAUGUACACGGUGGUCACACCCAUGCUGAACCCCUUUAUCUACAGUCUGAGGAACAGUUUGGACAACUUCCUCCUGACUGUGAUGGCUUAUGACCGCUUUGUAGCCAUCUGUCACCCCCUGCACUACACGGUCAUCAUGAACUCCCAGUUCUGUAGACUGCUGGUUCUCAUGUCCUGGAUCCUGAGUGCCCUGCAUUCCUUGUUAGAAAACUUAAUGGUGUUGCGGCUGUCCUUCUGUACAGUCUUGGAAAUCCCCCACUUUUUCUGUGAACUCAAUCAGAUAAUACAACUUGCCUGUCCUGACACCUUUCUUAAUGACGUGGUGAU
Molecule: messenger RNA, 1154 nt
Organism: Ailuropoda melanoleuca (giant panda)
Lineage: Eukaryota; Metazoa; Chordata; Mammalia; Carnivora; Ursidae
Product: olfactory receptor-like protein OLF4
Exons: 2
Biological process (GO): G protein-coupled receptor signaling pathway
Cellular component (GO): membrane
Molecular function (GO): G protein-coupled receptor activity; olfactory receptor activity
Source: RefSeq, a predicted model, not a curated record